Messenger RNA from Rotaria sp. Silwood2, 441 nucleotides. The record is from the annotation of a GenBank genome assembly. NCBI's taxonomy places the organism in Eukaryota, Metazoa, Rotifera, Eurotatoria, Philodinida, Philodinidae.
AUGAAUAAUGUAUCACUUGCUCCAAACAACGAGAUAUCACAGGAACAGCAAAUUGUCUAUUAUAAUGCACCAGUUAACUACCACCCAAUAAAUAAUCAACAGCCAUACGUAUACUCACAACAAUUGCCUAACAGUCAUACAGUUAAUCAAUAUUCAUCACCUAGUUCAACAGCUCAAUAUAAUCAACAACAACAAGUAUCGUCUUUCAUAUGUAUUCCUCCACCACUUAUGCAACAGUCAAUAAUACAUUCCAACAUGCAUCAACAACAACCGGCAUUAUCAGUACAACAACCAUCCGUCAAUGUAACAGCACCGCUUUACUCAACAAUGAUUAACCCAACAGUAUCUUUCACACCAAUAUCAGCUCAUAACAAGAGAGGUCGCAAUGAUACUAGUGGUUUAUCGGAUUCCAAUAUGCAAGUAUGUCCCCAAUACCAUUAG